AUGGGGUUAAAAUUUGUAGCUCCUUCUAUUGUUAAUGGUGAUAGAAUAGCAAAACUUGAUAAAGUGGAGAUUGAGAAGCAGAGCGAAUGUUGGAUGAAUGCUUUAGUGGUGUAUGUGGUAGGACAAAACCCUACUCUAAACUCCAUUACUCAAUAUAUCAAUGCUCACUGGGUAUGUUCAGAUGAGCCAGUUAUUUUCAAGCAUGAUGAAGGAUUCUUCAUAGUGAGGCAUAAAUCUAGGGAGGAGAGGGAUAAGGUGCUUUACACUAGACCUCACUUAUUUUAUGGAAAACCAAUUAUUAUUAAGCAUUGGAGUGCGAAUUUCAACUUUCAUGAUGAGAUACUAAAAGUGGUGCCUAUAUGGACUAAGUUUCCUAACUUGCCUUUAAGCUGCUGGGGGGAGGACUCCUUAAGUAGAAUUGCUAGUUUGCUUGGGGUGCCAUUAUAUGAUGAUGAAUGUACAAGUAAAGGGCUACGUGUGUCAUAUGAUAGGGUGUUAAUUGAAAUAGAUGUCACUCAGGAGAUUCCUAGGGAAGUGGCAGUGGAGGAUCCUAAUGGAAAGAGGUUUCAGCAGAAAGUGUUGUUUGAUUGGUUACCACCCUUUUGCAAAAAAUGCCAAAUGGUGGGGCAUAACUGCAACAAGGCUACCAUGGUGGGUCCAAAGAUUACUCAGAAAUGGGUUCCUAAAAGAGAAGAAGCAGGCCCUGUUGCUGGAGGGGAUGUGGAAGGCAUGGAGAUCACAAGUGGACAUCUUGAGAAUGAGGUGAUUACACCAGUGGCUACCCCUGCUGGGUUUCAAGGUCAAGUUGAUGAAGAUGGUGGAGCUUGGAAAAUAGUGACAAGGAAGACAAAAGAUAAGGGUAAAGGAAUUCAAAGUUGA
This is a messenger RNA of Beta vulgaris subsp. vulgaris (sugar beet), 879 nucleotides long. RefSeq lists its product as uncharacterized. NCBI's taxonomy places the organism in Eukaryota, Viridiplantae, Streptophyta, Magnoliopsida, Caryophyllales, Amaranthaceae. The record is from RefSeq and is a predicted model, not a curated record. The coding region runs from base 1 to 879 and encodes 292 amino acids. The transcript has 2 exons.